AUGAAGAACGGAUUCAUAGUUUGGACAGGUCAAGCCGGGACGGUGGCCACCAUAUCCCGGAUCGUCAUUGAUCGGGAUCGGGAGCUUGCAGCCUUAACCCAACCCGGGACCUUUCGAGAGUCUCGGAUAGAAGAUGAUGAUGUGACUGACUUGAUCAAGAAUGACCCCGGGGUGGCAGAUAUGCCCGCCUUGGAAGAUGCAGUGGAUGAUGAAUUCGGAAUCGUCAUUGCCUCGCCCCAGCCUUUUCCGGGUAAAUGGGAAGAGGGAGACCUAGCGGAUUCCGGAGUAUACGACUUGGACGAGUUUACUCCCGACUACAAGGAGAUACGUCAAGACUUCGAGCAACACGAGACGUUUAGACCUCUAACUGGCGAUGAGACUAUAUCAAUCAACUUGGGCGAUGAGGAAAAUCCUAAAGAGAUUAAGAUAGGGGCGAAUCUUUCCCCGGAAAUGUCGCGACACUCGGUUCCAAUCGAAAUCAUGGGUCUUUCUUCCUUGGCGAUCUUCUUCAGUCUAGCGCAUAAUAAUUUAAGUGGAUCUCUUCCUUGGAAAAUUGGCUCUUUAAUAAAUCUCGGCAAAUUAGAUCUGUCUUACAACAGAUUGAGCGGCUUACUUCCGGCCUCCAUUAGUGGGUGCGUGAGAUUGGAAUGGCUUCAUUUAGAAGCUAAUUCUUUUCAUGGUCAAAUCCCCCAAGCUUUACAUCUAUUACGGGGUCUACAAGAGCUGGAUCUUUCCAAUAAUAAUUUUUCUGGUCCAAUCCCGAGCUUUCUUGCAGAGCUCUCACUUCUCAAUUACUUGAAUAUAUCCUUCAAUGAACUAGAAGGACAAGUUCCAAAGGGCGGAGUUUUUCUUAAUGCAAGUGCCGUAUCUAUUUCUGGAAAUAAACAACUCUGUGGAGGUGUUCCUGGUCUAAUGCUUCCUCUUUGUAAAUUGCCAAGCUCAAACAAGUCUUCUACAACUACGGCCAUAGUUAUAUCUGUGGUGGCUGGCAGUUUGUUAUGUUUGGCUUCGUUGUUCCUGUCCGUCUUUUGUUACCGCAAAAAGAAGCAGACGAGAGGCGAUGACACGACAUCAUCGUCCUUGGAGCAACAGUUCUUGAGGAUUUCUUAUGAAGUACUUCUAAGAGCUACUGACAGAUUCUCCGAGACCAAUUUGAUUGGUCAAGGGAGAUACGGCACGGUUUAUAAAGGGAUUCUUGACGACGGUGCCACGGUGGCAGUGAAGGUGCUCAAUUUAAUGCAAAGAGGUGCUUCGAGGAGUUUUGUCUCUGAAUGUCGAACUCUAGGAACCAUUAGACACCGAAACCUUGUGAAGAUACUAAGCGUUUGUUCAAGCGUGGACUUUCGUGGCAAUGACUUCAAAGCUCUAAUAUAUGAGUUCAUGGCUAAUGAAAGCUUGGAGGAGUGGCUGCACCCUGGGACUAUAGAACAAGAUGAUGAUUGUGGCAAAUCGAGAAAUCUGAGACUAGUGCAGAGGUUAAACGUAGCCAUCGAUAUAGCUACUGCGAUCGAAUAUAUGCAUAAGGGUUGUUCUUUAGCAAUAGUCCAUGGAGAUUUGAAGCCAAGUAAUGUGCUCUUGGACAAUGACAUGGUGGCUCGAGUUGGAGAUUUUGGGCUUGCAAAGAUCAUUGCAACAAUGUCUACCGAAGCCACAGGAGUGCAGGAUCAGGGCAGUUCAACUUCAACUGCGGUCAGAGGAUCCAUUGGCUAUGUGCCUCCCGAGUAUGGCAUGGGACACAAGGUUUCCACACUUGGGGAUGCAUACAGUUAUGGCAUUCUAUUAUUGGAGAUGUUCACUGGGAAGAGACCCACUGAAGAGGCCUUUGGGCACCAUCUUAACCUUCAUAGCUUUGUCCAAAUGGCUCUUCCAGAUCGGAUGAUGGACAUUGUAGACUUAAGGCUUUGGAAAGAAGCUGGCGAUCGACAACAAGAGAUCAAGAUGAGAGAUUGCAUAAUCUCCGUAUUCGAAGUUGGAGUUGCAUGUUCAAUGGAAUCACCGCCGGAUCGGAUGGACAUGACUGAGGCGAUCAGGAAAUUAUGCUCUAUCAAGGCAAGUUAUGAAACCAGGGAGAGGAUGACAGGUAUGUAGCUAAGUCAAUCUUCUCAUUUCAUUUUGGAACUCUUUCACUAGUAGAGACAAUCAUCAUGCAAAGGCAGUGCUAGCAAAUUGACGUGAACGUCUCCCUAACUAGUCUGCCUACCCAUACCUAUUCUGUCUUUUUUUAAUAAUUACACCAAUAUCUAUAUUUAAGGACUGUA
Rhodamnia argentea is the source of this 2258-nucleotide messenger RNA. RefSeq names its product probable LRR receptor-like serine/threonine-protein kinase At3g47570. The record is from RefSeq and is a predicted model, not a curated record. Gene Ontology annotation, molecular function: ATP binding; protein binding; protein kinase activity. Lineage: Eukaryota; Viridiplantae; Streptophyta; Magnoliopsida; Myrtales; Myrtaceae. Bases 1 to 2088 code for a protein of 695 amino acids. The transcript is spliced from 4 exons. Gene Ontology annotation, biological process: protein phosphorylation.